AUGUCGAAGAACGAAGACGACGCAGAAGACGAACCUUGGUUGAAUCGCAUCGCCGCCAACCAGAAACACCGACUAAGGACGAUACUACCUGUUCCUCUUGCAAUCAUGGCUGACACCGGCUCAUUUAUCCAUAUUGCGCGGCCUCUGGGACCAGCCACCGUAGGAGUUGCGCCCACCACUGCCCCUCUCAGCGUUAUCAUACAGCCCCAGGCUAUCUUCUCUAUCCUCGACCACUCUCUCCGACGCAAUGCCGACCAGGAACGAGUUAUCGGCACCCUACUUGGCACUCGAUCUGAAGACGGGACUGAAGUCGAGAUCCGGACCUGUUUCGCUGUUGGCCACACAGAGACGACUGACCAGGUCGAAGUUGAUAUGGAAUACCAGAAACAGAUGCUCUCUCUUCACCUGAAGGCCAACCCCAAGGAGGUUCUCGUGGGAUGGUAUGCCACCUCGUCGGAGCUCAACACAUUUUCCGCUUUGAUUCAGAAUUUUUACGGCGGACACGGUGAUGGAACAUGGCCUCACCCAGCUGUCCAUUUGACGGUUUCCACCGAACCCGGAAAGGAUAUUGUGACUAGGACAUACAUCUCUGCGCCGGUUGGUGUCACAACGGAACGUGCAGCAGAUAGUGCAGCAUUUAUACCCGUGCCAUACGAGAUCAGAUAUGGAGAUGCAGAGAAGAACGGUUUGGAGGCAAUUGCGGCAGCUCGGGAUAGGGAAGACCGGGCGACAAAUCUCUUCACAGAUAUCGACAGCUUAGAGAGAUCUAUUGAGGAGGUUAUUGGUAUGAUUGACCGUGUUUCCAGAUACGUGGAGUCGGUUAUGGACGAGGAGGCGCCAGCUUCCACAGCUCUUGGCCAGUUUUUGCUCAACGCCCUUGCACUCGCACCAAAGGUGGAUGCUGCCGAGAUUGAAAGUGACUUGUAUGUGCUCAAGUUCUUUAUUCUUCUAUUUUACCUACAAAGUCGAACUAUAAAAACUAACCCCUUGACAGUAACAAACACAUCCAGGACGUCCUUGUGGUCUCAUACCUUGCUAACUCCAUUCGUACACAAAUGGAGCUUUCCAACCGGCUUGCAACUGCCCAGCUUACCCUUGGAGGAGGCGGUGAGGGUAAUGCGACUGGAGGCAACGCUGGAGAAUCCGGUGGUCAGCGCGGUCACCGAUCCAACAGAGGUCGAGGUGGCCAACGAGGUGGUGCUCAAGCCGAGGAGCUGCGAGCUUAAAGAGAAACGAGACAGUCGCCAGAAUGUUCUUCACCUUUACCAGGUUUCCCCAGUCUUAACUGUAGUUAUGGAACUGGCAGGCCGUUCGAUAAAUUUACUUUUGGAGUCGUGCUUCACGUCGGUUGUGGGAAAACGAAGGCGUCUUUGGAGUUAUGAUUGCAUUAUGUCCAUGAUUAAUGGGGCUUUUUAA
Molecule: messenger RNA, 1416 nt
Organism: Trichophyton rubrum CBS 118892
Lineage: Eukaryota; Fungi; Ascomycota; Eurotiomycetes; Onygenales; Arthrodermataceae
Product: eukaryotic translation initiation factor 3 subunit F
Exons: 2
Coding region: 1-1416 (471 amino acids)
Biological process (GO): translational initiation
Cellular component (GO): eukaryotic translation initiation factor 3 complex, eIF3m
Molecular function (GO): metallopeptidase activity; translation initiation factor activity; translation initiation factor binding
Source: RefSeq, a predicted model, not a curated record